AUUUUUAAAGCUUUUACUAUCCCAAGGAUGACUGUUUCUUCCAGUACCCAAUAUUAAACCAGCAUUUGGUGACAACUGCGUACCUAUUACAUAAAGCAGCUUACCAAAUGUGUAUGGUAUUCAGCAUUUAGAUGUACAGUUUUUCUUAUUAAAGCCGACGCCCUCACAAGUGCCACAAAAUCAUCUCCUCCCAGGUGACUUUGUGGAUCGAGAGUGGCAGUGCUUUGAGGAAAGAUUCAAGUUUUUAAAAGCAUAGCAAGGAGGAAGUCACAUUGACCUUGUUGUUGGAAAUUAAAACCCGAAGAAAAUAACACGUUGAUUGUUACUAACCGACUUUCACCUUACCAAAUGCCAAUACAUUUUGAAAAGGCAUGUCCCUAAAAUUCAGCUUCAUUUUCCACCCGGAUAAUGAUAUCCCAUGCUGCCUCGUUCUAUCAUAAUGACAUUGUCUAACAUUUAUAACAUUAAUGCAGCAAAAUGAUCGCCACUAACCUUUUUCCACGACUAAUGUGUGUCUUGAUGCUUUUGGAACAAAAGGUUUAUUUCCAAAGACAUGUAGGUACAUAGCCAAAAUUUAGGUAUAGCCUAAUUGUACCGGUAUUCUGGUUUCCAUCGGUCACGAUCAGACGAGAGGUAUCGUCAAGGCUACUACCGAUAUUUUACUGAGCCGAUCCAGCUAUCGUUUAAGAAACGAUACCGGCUUCCGGCUUCGAAUCGCCCACUCUUGCGCCGCCAUUUUUUUUGUCUGUCUCUAUCAUACUAGAAUGUGCAGAUAUGGCAGCGCAUUUUUUCCUCUGCAGUCUUUAUAACUUUUCUUAACCUAACUAUUCUAACGUCUAAAAGAUUAUUGAUAUAUUUUGUGUGUUUCUCUAUGUUGGCCUUCUAACAAUGAUCUUUCCUCCAUUUUUGUCAAUUUUAUCGAACAUUGUCGCCCUUCUUUCCUCUUCUCUCUCUCCCUGUACCCCCCCCCCUCUCUCUCUCUUUCUCUUUGUAGCUAACAUAAAACGUCUUGCCAGGAAAUUGUUUGCUUUAUUUUGGCUGUUGUUCUCUAUGAUGUAAUAAGAAAACUAUAGAUCAAUUAUAUUUUGUUGAUUUGUCUCUAUAUUGUUUAACGAUUUGCUGUUUGAGUCAAAGAUGUUUCCAGUUUAAGAAUUCUGUCAGUAUUUGGUUUUGACGGCCUUUCGGAGAUCCCACUUUAUGAAUUAAAAACAGCAACAACAAAAAUAAUCAGCGACUUUGACAAAAUUAGUUCCAUUCACCAGAUGAAACGAUGAAGGCUUGAAAAGUUCUGCACAUUGACGUCACAGCUCGAUGGGCUCAAGGCUCAAUUACUUUUUUUGUAUAUGGGCGGGGUUCAAGAUCGUUCAACGCAUGCGCAAUGAUGGCCUUCGUAUGCCAGUCGCCUACUCUCAAAAGGUAUUUUAAUAUUCCUCUGGCAUACCAAUGGGCCAGCGAAUUUUGUGAAAUGGUUACCCCAUGCGGAAAUGGUCCAGCAGUCAUGGGGUCAUUAGCUGCUCCAAAGUCGCCUCAAGAAAACAUGGAAAUCUACCAACUGGUGGCCAGUUUCUCACAGGACAAUAUGAUGGAGAGAGAAGUCUGGCUGGGAUGGAAAAGCAAUUCUCCUUUCCAGUGGGAAAACGGAGCCCCUGCGUAUCCACAUGGAUUCUCAGCUUUCGAUGGUGGCCAGUUUCAGGGUGGUGGUGCUUGGCCUGUAAACCCAAGAAACCCUUUUACGGCACAGUCAGCCUUUGCUCCUGUCAUGCGACGUGAAUUUGGUACAAUCCCAGGGCGAGUUGAUCAAAACGGAAGGAACAUACCGCCAAUGGAGGGACCUAUCUGGUACAUCCAGGAACUAACAGGACACGAACAUGCUUUUGUCUGCGAAGUUCCUGCAGGACAAUCGUUACUCUUGCCACAACAACCAACGAACCCAAACUUUGGCAACCGACCGAACCAACCGCCUUCUACACCUAACCGGCCAACUACUCCGAACAAUCCUUCAUUUUCCCCAAACCAACCUGGUACUGGUAAUCAACCAAACCCUAACCAGCCCAACCAACCCACCAGCCCCAACCAACCUCAGCCACGUCUAUAGGUUCUACAGAGUCGACGCCGCUUCCCUCAAAGAUCGAACAUUCACAGGGGUAACCUUGUUGUACAAAUGCUGAUGAUGCUUCAUUCAGAAUAUAAUUGUGUCGACGUUUUUGGUGUAUGUAAUUGGUCUUGAAAAGACCUUUUAUUUUGAAAGAGGAGCAUAAUGGAAGUGUCUGAUCGUUCUUUUAUGCAACUUCAGCAAAAAAGAGAAAAUAAUAAACGUGAAGAGACUAAAAAAUACCCCACCCUCUUUUUCAAUUUUUCGUCAACAUGGUUAAAAGUGAUUUUCAUCAGUCCGUCAUAUUCUGUUUUAGCCUUUACCAUAGUUUAUGAACAUGACUAAGACCUAAUUUCAAGAGGUUUUUUUUAUUUCUUAUCCCAGCUAACUUACAGUUCAUAGCGCAUCUUCAUUUGCAUGUGAUAUUAGCGAUCUCAGUUAUAGGUAAACACGUGAAACGAUAAAUUGAACGAAAGCAAUCAGAUAGACCUUAUACAGUGACAUCGCCUCGCCGCAAACUAAGAGGCUAAAGACUUUGCCUCGCAUGCAUUGGUGAUCUGCAAUCUUUUAUCCUCUGGGGGAGGGCGCUUCGAGAUUAUGACGUCAUAUGCAUAAGGUCUAUUACAAGCUGAAAUAUUUUUUUUUUGUUGAAAAUAAUGAUUCUAUGCCAACAGCCGAGAAACACUCAAAAUGAUUAUCUAUAAAAACUAUUUAUGAUUCAAGGAAAUUGUCAUUUAGGAUGGUACUGCUACAUAAUUCUAUCUGCGAAUUUACUUUCCCAGCAGAAAAAAUUUCUGUGAUUUUGUUGUCGACAUAAAGAAUCCAAAAGAUCUAAGCUUUUAAUAUUAUUUUUAACUUCAUGUCAAAUAUAAUUGCACACCUUAUCUAAAAUUUCAUAUUUUGCAUAUUCUACUUACGUUGGGAAGUAGAAAGGAACACGGUGAUUGAUAGAUGCGUGCAUUAUAUUCAGAAAACCAUGUAACAGUAUAUACUCUUAUUAGAUGUUGGUGUCUCUGGUAUUUCCAUACUUGUGUUUUGCCUUCAUAUCAUUGACAGACUUCACAUUCUAUGUUGCUUUUCAUAUUUAUAAACACCUUACAAUGAAUGAAGAUUCCAAUAAAGAUAAUUUGUACUGUU
Lytechinus variegatus (green sea urchin) is the source of this 3229-nucleotide messenger RNA. RefSeq names its product 41 kDa spicule matrix protein-like. The coding region runs from base 1379 to 2095 and encodes 238 amino acids. The transcript is spliced from 2 exons. Lineage: Eukaryota; Metazoa; Echinodermata; Echinoidea; Temnopleuroida; Toxopneustidae. The record is from RefSeq and is a predicted model, not a curated record.